Malania oleifera is the source of this 1861-nucleotide messenger RNA. RefSeq names its product pentatricopeptide repeat-containing protein At4g15720. Gene Ontology annotation, molecular function: protein binding; zinc ion binding; RNA binding. Lineage: Eukaryota; Viridiplantae; Streptophyta; Magnoliopsida; Santalales; Ximeniaceae. The transcript has a single exon. Gene Ontology annotation, biological process: RNA modification. Bases 1 to 1824 code for a protein of 607 amino acids. The record is from RefSeq and is a predicted model, not a curated record.
AUGAAUAAGCCAGAAGGUCGAAAUGUCCUAUUUACCCUCACCUCCUACUGCCUUUCUCGCCAGAAUAAACGGUCAUCUUUUCACUCCAAAGCCCAUUUCAUUCAACAGCUUCAAGAUUGCGGCGAUUUCAAAUCCUUAACCGCCACCCACUCCAACGUUCUGAAAUCUGGAUUCUUGGACGACACCUUCACGACCAACCACCUCAUCAACGGCUACGCAAGACUUCAAAAAAGCAAUGAUGCCCACCACCUGUUCGAUGAAAUGUCCGAACCAAAUGUUGUCUCCUGGACUUCCCUCAUGGCUGGGUUUGUCGACACUGGUCGACCCAAAAUGGCCCUUUGGCUCUUUACAAAAAUGCCCCGAAGGUCGGUUAUGCCCAAUGUUUUUACAUUUGCAACCGUGGUUAAUGCCUGUUCGAUCCUCGCUGACCUUAGAACUGGCAAGAAACUCCAUGCCCAGGUUGAGACUUUUGGUUUUCAAUCUAACCUUGUGGUUUGCUCGUCCCUCAUUGACAUGUAUGGGAAAUCAAAUGAAGUGGAGGAAGCUCUUCGGGUUUUCAACUCAAUGAGUUGUAGAAACAUUGUUUCUUGGACUUCAAUGGUUGCUGUGCUUGGGCAAAACGCACAAGGGGAUAAUGCACUCCAACUUUUUAGGCAAUUCAACCAUUCAGUGUUGGACGCCCCAAACCAUUUCAUGCUGGCCAGUGCGAUCAGUGCCUGUGCAAGCCUCGGGAGGCUAGUCUCUGGGAAAGUCACACAUGGAGUCGUGAUUCGCCGUGGGCAUGAUUUGAACCAUGUAGUUUCAAGUGCACUUGUUGACAUGUAUGCGAAAUGUGGGUCCAUUAGUUAUUGUAAUAAGGUGUUUCAGAUGAUUCCCAAUCCCUCGGUGAUUCCUUACACUUCGAUGAUUGUAGGGGCAGCAAAGCAUGGCCUCGGAGCAUUCUCACUUUAUCUCUUCAAAGAAAUGCUUAGAAAAAGAAUAAAACCUAACGAUGUCACCUUUGUUGGGGUAUUGUAUGCUUGUAGCCAUUCAGGUCUUGUUGAUGAGGGCCUCAAACACUUGAACCUUAUGUACAAAGAGCAUGGUAUUAUGCCUGAUGCAAAGCAUUAUACAUGUGUCGUUGAUAUGCUCAGCAGAUCUGGCCGUCUUAAUGAGGCUUACCAGUUAGCAAAGUCUGUAGAAGUAUUAAAACCUGAUGAAGGGGCUCUCUUGUGGGGGACUCUUCUUUCAGCCAGCAGGCUUCAUGGAAGAGUAGAUAUUGCCGUUGAAGCAAGCAAAUGGCUAAUAGAAUCAAACCAACAAGUAGCAGCUGCAUAUGUUACUUUGUCAAACACUUAUGCGUUGGCCGGGAAAUGGGAGAAUGUAUAUGGCAUUCGAUCCGAGAUGAAGCAUAAGGGAGUUCACAAGGAACCCGGUUGCAGUUGGGUGGAGAAUAAGGAUUCGAGUUACGUGUUCUAUGCUGGGGACGUGUCUUCAUGUCCACGAGGAAGUGAGGUGUUGAGCUUGUUGAGGGAGUUGGAGAGGAGAAUGAAGGAAAGAGGUUAUGUGGGAGGGAGUGUGGGUUUGGUGUUUGUAGAAGUGGAAGAGGAGGCCAACGAGGAAAUUGUGGGUUUGCACAGUGAGAGAUUGGCAUUGGGCUUUGCAUUGUUGAGUAUGCCCAAAGGAAUGACCAUUAGAGUGAUGAAGAACUUGAGAAUGUGUAGGGACUGUCAUGAGGCUUUCAAGCUCAUUAGUCACAUUAUGGAGAGGGAUAUUGUGGUGAGAGAUGUGAACAGAUUUCAUCAUUUUAAGAAUGGGUGUUGCACCUGCAAUGAUUUUUGGUGAUGAUCGUUCAACAAAGAUAAUUACAUAUACAAGCUCA